AUGUCGGAUCGUAUCAAAUCACUGCUCUUAAGUGAAGAUAAUGAAACUCCUCACCAAGCGCGUUGUUUUCUUGCUCACAAUUUGACUCUAAAUCAAUUUACUAAUUUACACGCACUUUCUUUGCGUCACAUUGGUGUCAACGAAACAAUGGAGAGGAUGAUGAAUGAAAUCCGCCAAAUGAUUUCCCUCGUUCAUUUGAACAUCGACAAGUGUUGUUUUCAAUCGACAUCUCUGAACAUUAUUUGGAACCUUCCUAGACUAACACACUGCGAGUUGAACGGUUUGAAUGAGAUCUGCUGGAGUAAUGGGUCAACAGUGCGAUCGUUAUCUCUUCGACAUUUCUGUGUCCGAGGUUAUUCCAUUCACAGUUUUCCAUUAAAACCCUUUUUCGACCACACGCCUCAUCUUCAAAGUUUCGCCAUGUGUUUUGACCCGUACUUUCAUUCAUAUGAGAAAUUAUCAUUGGAUGUAUCAUCGAUCGAAACGCUGGACUUGUGCUUGGAAUACUCACACCAUGUAAUGCAAGAUCUUUUGAAACAUGUGCCCAAUUUAUCUAAAUUAAUGGUUCAUAUGGAUGGAAGUUAUAUAGGUGGGCAUGGAUGGAAAAACAUAAUUACCGACUAUUUACCUAAACUGAAAGUAUUUCGAUUGUGGAUAACAUUUGAUUAUCGAUCCGAGACCGACGGUGAACAACUAGUUGAUGAACUUCUCGAUACAUUUCGAACUGACUUCUGGGUUAAAGUGCAUAAAUGGUUCUUUCGAUGUUGCUGGACGUCCGAGCGACAAAGAAAUUUCGUUUACUUUCACACUUUAUCCAGAACAUUUUCUCGACGUAUUCUUGACGAUAAAACGAAGUUUAAAUCCACAGAUCCUCGGGACACUACAUACGACCAUCCCCAAUCAGCAUGCGUUGUUCCAUUUCGUUAUUCACAGACAGAAUACCUUAGUACCGAUUUACUUUUCGAAGAGAAAUCCUGGUCGGCAAUACAUCCUCAAUUAGUGUUUCAUCACUCGACAAUGUUGUGA
Adineta ricciae is the source of this 1026-nucleotide messenger RNA. The record is from the annotation of a GenBank genome assembly. Lineage: Eukaryota; Metazoa; Rotifera; Eurotatoria; Adinetida; Adinetidae.